AUGCAUUAUUCGAACACAAUUCUUGUUCUUCUUUUUGCUUUAUUGAUCGGAUGUAUUUUCGGAAAUUUAUAUGGUUAGUUUAAUUAUCUCAUUUUUAUGAAAAAAGAGAAAAUCCUUUUUUAGCUAGAAAAAAGAAAGGAUUAAGACAUCUUUUCAGUUGAGGAAAAAAACAACUAUUAGAAAAUAUAUAUACAGGGUGCGCCAUAAAUACGUGGACAGCUAUAAUUCAAUAUUAUUCUCAAAUUUAGAACAGUUUUUUGUAUAUCGUUUUCAAAAUACUUAAUUAGGUCCCUAACGAGUAAAUUGGAACCAAUAUCUCUUAAUCUGGUCGGUUCUGCGACCUGGGAAAUCUUGUAGAACUUCGGGGAAAAUUUCAUCACGGCACGCAGAACAACGAAAAAGUGACAUCGCUAUUUUUGAAUGGAAUUAUUUUUAUUGUGAAGGCUUUAUUCGAGCUGUAUAAUGUUUGAGGGGUUGUCAGAGAGUCCCAAGAAGCCAAGAAAAAAUAUAAAAUUGUCCACCAUGUCUCACACCAAGUUUGGGUGGUGAUUUUUGAAACAGUCUGAUUGAUUGGGAGAAAUCAUUGAUUUCCAUUGAUUUUGGGGUCAAAAUCGGGAGUAAAGUUGAAAUAAAUGUAUUUCUGGACUGAUAUAUGUAACUAAGAAUAAAACUCAACCUCGAUAACAAAUAUCAAGUGCUCCAGCCAAUCACAGUACACAAUAAAAGAUAAAAUCUCCCAAAAUCGCUGUUGAGAAACAAUUUUUUCGAUUUGAGCAACGUUUUUAAAUUGAUGUUAUUUUUGUCAGAAACCAACCCAUUCCAUAAUUCCUUUCAAAUUAGUUAUCGGAAAGGUUCUAGGUAAACCUCCAAUCAUGUAUUUUGACUAUACAGAACCUAGGUUUCAAGUAUUGGGACAAUAUGUCCGACAAAUGGCAGCGUGCCGAGGUGAAAUUUUCCCCGAAGUUCUACAAGAUUUCCCAGGUCGCAGAACCGACCAGAUUAAGAGAUAUUGGUUCCAAUUUACUCGUUAGGGACCUAAUUAAGUAUUUUGAAAACGAUAUACAAAAAACUGUUCUAAAUUUGAAAAUAAUAUUGAAUUAUAGCUGUCCACGUAUUUAUGGCGCACCCUGUAUGUGAAAGGCUAUUAUUUCAGAAUCAGAAGAUGGUUUAUUUUCACCAGAUGAUAUUCCAAAAAGAAGUUUGGAUGCAUUUUGGAGAAAUGUUUACUCACAAAUCCCAUCAGCUCGACAAGGCGGACAAAAAAGAACUGAAAAUUUGAGUCGAGCAAGUGCCAAUGCUUAUUAUAGACUUGGUUAA
This is a messenger RNA of Caenorhabditis angaria, 1317 nucleotides long. Lineage: Eukaryota; Metazoa; Nematoda; Chromadorea; Rhabditida; Rhabditidae. The record is from the annotation of a GenBank genome assembly.